This is a messenger RNA of Lolium perenne, 698 nucleotides long. RefSeq lists its product as uncharacterized. The record is from RefSeq and is a predicted model, not a curated record. NCBI's taxonomy places the organism in Eukaryota, Viridiplantae, Streptophyta, Magnoliopsida, Poales, Poaceae.
GCAAACCAGUCAAAAUCCGAUUCCCACCAACCACAAGGCAAAGCACAAACCCGCCUUCCAAAUCCCGACAAGGCAGCACGACACCACCGCGUCACAGCGCGCCUUCAACUUCAAGGCCAGCCCCCCACGCCGGCGGCCACCGCAUCGCCCAUCUCGCUGCUAGGACCCCGCCGGGCGGCCGCGCGGGUUCGGCCGGAGGCGGAGAGAUGCGGCGGUCGUCGAGCGGCGCCCGCGUGUCGGAGGGAGGGGACGCGGCCUCGUCAUCGGCGGCGGCGGCGGGCCACCACGGCGACGACGCGGCGCUGCCGACGUUCGACCCGCAGUCGGCGGCGGGGCGGCGGGAGGCCGCGCGGACGCGGUCGCUGGGGCGCGCCGUGCACUGCAUCCCGGUCCUGCUGCUCUUCUGCGUCCUCGUGCUCUGGCUCGCCUCCACCUCCCCGGUCCACAUCGACUGAUGAGGAUAUGGCAAGUGGAUCCAAAAUCUGGUUUCCAGAGUUCCGCAAAAAGUACAUUGAAGUAGAUAAGAAAUGAUCACGUAGUGCACCUACCAAGGGGGUAUAUCUGGAUAUUCUUUUCACUCCAGAUUGGAGUUGGUGUGAUUUGGCCCACCAUUACAAUUUGUAUACACAAUUCUUUUCCAGCACAAAACAUGUACAUAUACUAUGAUAUUGUUUUAUACAUGUUCUGGUGUAUUCGUA